AUGCGCUGGCGCCUUGCGCGCUGGCGUCUAUGCGCGCUGGCGCCGUGCGCGCUGGCGCCGUGCGCGCUGGCGCCGUGCGGGCUGGGGCCUUGCGCGCUGGCGCCUAACGCGCUGGCGCCUAGCGCGCUGGCGCCUAGCGCGCUGGCGCCUACCGCGCUGGCGCCUUGCGCGCUGGCGCCUAACGUGCUGGCGCCUAGCGCGCUGGCGCCUUGCGCGCUGGCGCCUUGCGCGCUGACGCCUAGUGCGCUGGUGCCUUGCGCCUUGGCGCCUUACGCGCUGGCGAUUAGCGCUCUGGCGCCAGGAGGCCGCGUGAGAGGCCAUGUGAGAGAGCGCGUGAAAGUGCGCGUGUUAGUGCGCGUGAGAGUGCGCACAGCGCGUGAGGGAGAGCGUGAGAGUGCGCGCGUGAGAGAGCGCGUGAGGGAGAGCGUGAGAGUUCGCGUGAGAGUGCGCUCGUGA
Closterium sp. Naga37s-1 is the source of this 456-nucleotide messenger RNA. The record is from the annotation of a GenBank genome assembly. Lineage: Eukaryota; Viridiplantae; Streptophyta; Zygnematophyceae; Desmidiales; Closteriaceae.